This is a messenger RNA of Toxotes jaculatrix (banded archerfish), 1527 nucleotides long. It is a transcript of the gene ing4, whose product is annotated as inhibitor of growth family, member 4. Bases 83 to 832 code for a protein of 249 amino acids. NCBI's taxonomy places the organism in Eukaryota, Metazoa, Chordata, Actinopteri, Toxotidae. The record is from RefSeq and is a predicted model, not a curated record. Gene Ontology annotation, biological process: positive regulation of apoptotic process; regulation of DNA-templated transcription. Gene Ontology annotation, cellular component: nucleus. The transcript has 8 exons.
ACCAGCGUUGUCCAGCGUGUGGAAACAACCAGUCAGAUUGGUCCAUUUCGGACAGGAAGCUGUGUUGUUUACAUUUUCCAAGAUGGCGGCGGGGAUGUAUUUGGAGCAUUAUUUGGACAGUAUAGAAAACCUGCCGUUCGAGUUGCAGAGAAACUUCAAUUUGAUGAGGGACCUAGAUCAACGCACAGAGGAUCUAAAAGGACAGAUAGACUCUCUGGCUAAAGAAUACACAGCCAAUGCCCGGACUCUUUCCUCUGAGCAAAAGCUGUCCAUACUGAGGCAGAUUCAGCAGUCAUACAGUAAAUGCAAGGAGUUUGGAGAUGAUAAGGUGCAACUGGCCAUGCAGACCUAUGAAAUGGUCGACAAGCACAUCAGACGUCUUGACACAGACUUAGCCCGGUUUGAGGCUGACUUGAAGGAAAAGCAGAUUGAAAGCACAGACUAUGAUUCCACCUCCAGUAAGGGAAAGAAAGGUGACUCCAGACAGAAGGAAAAGAAGACAGCUAAAACAAGGUCUAAAGUCAAGAGCUCAGAUGAAGAUGGCAGUCCCAAGAGUGCACAGAAGAAAGUCAAACUCCUUCAACCAGGAGAAUUCAACAGCCCUUCCUCCAACUUUGGGAAUGUGCACCCAUCUGAUGUGCUGGACAUGCCAGUGGACCCCAACGAACCCACCUAUUGUCUGUGUCAUCAGGUCUCUUAUGGCGAGAUGAUCGGCUGUGACAACACUGAUUGCUCCAUUGAGUGGUUCCAUUUUGCAUGCGUGGGCCUGACAACCAAACCAAGGGGAAAAUGGUAUUGUCCACGGUGCUCCCAAGACAGAAAGAGAAAAUAGAAACUCCUGGUUGUCCUGAAAGAAAAUGUGGACACUGAUCAGAUGGAAAAUGAGAAGAAUAUUUCUUCAUUAGUUUCUAGAACUUUUUGUUUCUCAUCUUCCUUAUCAUUUGGUGCUUUUUUCUUUGGUUUACGUAAUUUGCCUUGGUCUGAUGCAAUGUGUGUGAAGGAGCCAAGUGGUUACAAUUAUAUUUAAAUAUUGAUUUUUUUUGUAACGGUUAACAAUAAUUUUGAUUUUAGUUAAGUUACUUUUGGUGCUCUUAUUGUGACUUUUUUUACAUUUUGUUUUUACGAGUGGAUAAUGAACACUACAACUGCCCCUAAUGAUAAGUUCACGUUCCAAUGAUAUUCUAGACUGUAUUCACAUGUAUGACUACAAAAUUUAAGUAUUUUCUCUGAAAAUAGUUUGGCCAUGGAUAUUUUUUGCUUUGUUUUAAGGUUAGUUUCUUGUGCUUAGCCUUGGAACACUAGUUUUAUUUUUUAAGUGUGACAAGAGGGCAAAAAAAAUGAAGACAAAUGCUGCAUCCUGACAGUAUUAGUCAUCUGUGGAAGUGAGUUAGACCAUUUCAUUUUAACAUUUGAUUGAGUGCUGUAAAGAAAGUAACACAUUUUGUGAAAAGUAUUGUCAUUUCUGUAGCUGAAACAUUGGUACAGGGGAGAGGGAGUGAUUGUGUUGUCAAUCAUUUGAAUACAGCU